GUGCCGUAGAGACAGUAAUGUGACCACAGACGCCGUUAGGAUUCCGUGAAAUGGAGCGUUAUGUAUGACCCUGCAAAGGCCCGUGGAGAUGUUUGAGGCCGGACAUUAAAUGACGCUGAUAUAUGAAAAUAACCGGGGUCCGCGCGAAGGCGAGCGUGCGCAAUGUUGAAGGAGCGCGUGAAAUAGAGUUUAUAUUCUCUAAUUGUCGGUGAGUGAGUGAGUGGGCUAACUUAACACCAAGAGGAUUAGACUCCUGUUACAGUUAGGCAACCGAUAUCUUAUGACUGGAGCAAUGUGAAACGCUGAUAUCGCUCAUUCCUUCAGUAUAUUGAGGAAUAAUAAUGAACAACGCGCAAGAUAUGUCUCCCGAUUUUGUCUUAAUGCGCCUGGUCUCCGCGGCCGAGGAUGACCGCUUGGACGAGGAGAAUGGGAAUCUGUCGUCGACAGUGCAGGAGGUCUUGGCUCAUGGAGGUAUUAAGGAUAACUUUGAAUGCACACAGAAUCAAAUGGUCGGCCUUGCCCGACACGGCCAUAUCUCAGUGGUGAACAAAGCUCCGCAAGCCAGCGGAACGGAGGCACCUGACAGUGGAGUGAUGGCGACUAGACCUUCGCUGUCUGUACCGCCUCCCGCUCUUCAUUCGACCGAGGCCCACGGCUACGAUCUCACCCACAGAGGCGGAAUGGGGCCUCAGCUGUUGGUAUUCCGAAACAUAUCGAGAGACUCUACUGCAAAUAAUUCGGAUGAUCCGCGUCAAGUCAGGGCUUUUGAGGAACAAGCGGUGCGUGCCUCCGAGUCUAGCGGCAGCAUCAAUAACAACAUGCUCAGCGCCGUGGAUGCUCAGCAUCCUCCUUCAUGGACGCUGCAUCCACAGCACAAGCUGCCGACGAUUGCUGCAGAUGCGGAGGCAGCAGAGCUGUGCCACCGGCAUCGUUUGAUCACUGACAAACAAGACUGGAUGCCUGUAACGGAUAAAACCAACGCUGUUUCGAUGACAGAGCCCGGCUGGAGCUGCACAACGGCGCAGCGACAGCUCCAGCUGCCCGACGGUCCUGUGUUAGAGCUUGCGAGGAAAUUCGGGGAGCUGGGAGUUGCUCCGGUAACCGAAUUUUUACUCAAAGACGGCGAGCUGCCGCACUGUUCAUGUCAAAGCCUUCUCGGUUCGGCGGUAGCUGGAAUCAGACAAGGCGAGGACCCGACCGAGACCAGUGAUGCGCUGCUUGUGCUGGAGGGCCUCGGGUCAGAAGAGGUGAAUGGCCUGGGCAUCAAUACCUGUCAAAAGACUGAGUCACACAAUCUGGAGCACGGGCAGAGGGACUUGGUGAACACGAUGCCAGGUGCGUUUACACUCAAAUGUUUCCCGUCGGUACUGUCCGGACAAGCUAUGGGGGUCUCAGGGGGACUUUGCACGCCGGCAUGUAGUGAAUCGCGGCUAUGUUGUUUGUUGCGAGACUCGAUAAACACCAGGGCUCAGGAUGACUCCACCACCAACAAACUGACGCCCGAAGUCCUAUCACCACCGUCCGAACCGAGCCAGGACACUCCGUGCUCCAGCCAGGCAUCCACUCCGAAGUCCCGGUCGGACAGAAGCGCAUCCCGAGCGCAUGGGGCUAGCGUAGGAGAGAAGACUCUGAAAGUACCCGGAAAAUCCAGGAAGGGCUCGCUUAAAAUCCGCCUGAGUAAACUUUUCAGAACUAAAAGCUGUAGUGGCUCUAACAACAUUUUGGACAAAAGACCUUCAGUUACGUUCUCCAUAUCCUCAGCUUGCAGUUUAGUUGACAUGUCAGGACAGAGUGGUGGGGCAGAAGACACGGGCAGCCAACCUGGACUAACAAGGGCACAAAGUGCCUUCUCUGCAGCCUCUUUUGCUCCUAUUUUCACAGGAGAGACUGUGUCCUUGGUUGACGUGGACAUCUCCCAGAGAGAGAGGAACUCCCCUCACCCUCCCACUCCACCACCACCUCCACGCCGAAGCCUCAGUCUGCUAGACGAUAUAGGUGGGCCGCAGCCUGGGCCUUUCCUUGUGAGUGUUAUGGGGGCCUCCCUGCAGUCUCUCCCUCUGCCUCUUCCUCCUCCUCCCCCUCUCCACGCUACCAUCCAGCAUAGUCUCAGCCUCAAUGAUGCUUUCUUCCGAGCACUUCCUCAUUCGGCCCCAUCAACAAUGGAGACUCAAGCCGCUGCCAGAGUUGCCCCGCCCCCGAUUAUUUGUCCACUGAGAGGGGCUGAUUCCAGCAGCUUCACUGCCAGUCUGAGAGAGCUGGAGCGGUGUGGCUGGUAUUGGGGUCCGAUGAACUGGGAGGAUGCUGAAAUGAAGCUAAGAGGAAAGCCUGAUGGCUCAUUUUUGGUGCGGGACAGUUCAGACCCACGUUAUAUCCUCAGCCUCAGCUUUCGCUCACAGGGAGUAACGCAUCACACACGCAUGGAGCACUAUAGAGGAACCUUCAGUUUAUGGUGCCACCCUAAGUUUGAGGAUCGCUGCCAUUCUGUGGUUGAAUUUAUUGAGCGAGCCAUCAUGCACUCUAAAAAUGGCAAAUUCCUCUAUUUCCUGCGCUCACGAGUACCUGGACUGCCCCCGACCCCUGUGCAGCUGCUCUAUCCAGUCUCACGCUUCAGCAAUGUGAAAUCACUCCAGCAUUUGUGUCGUUUCUGCAUCCGACAACUCGUCCGCAUAGACCACAUCCAGGAGCUGCCCCUCCCCAAACCACUCAUUGUCUACCUGAGGAAGUUCUAUUACUAUGACCCAGAGGAAGAGAUGUACCUGUCAAUCAAAGGCAUGCGCCAGGCAGCAGGUGUGGAACAGGAAGCCGAGUCUGAAACAUAGCGAGAUCGGUCUUUUCAUCAAGGAACAGCGCAUGGACACCUCCUGGUGCACAGCUCUGCUCCAACAAUCUGCCAGUCUUCCAGCAGAAGCCAGUGAACAUCAGCAGACUGGCCCCUCCUCUUUGAUCAAUACACAGACAGAGGGAGUACAGAGGAGUGCUGGAAUACUGUAUAUGUUGAGCAGGCAAAUAAAUCCAGAGACUGAAAGGAUAGACGAUGGACUUGAAACGUCACUGGACAUCUUACUGUGGACUUAAAAAAUUAUAAUAAAUUAAACAAAAAAAAAAGGAACAUGGGCAUUUGCUUUGGGGUUCUAGCAAAAGCCGUCAUCUGUAGGUUACUUAUGGAAUAUUACACUGGAGUUUUUGAACUGGCCAGUUUGUGAAUCCUUCUCCUCUGUUUGGUUCUUCUUUCUUUUCCCAACAGGCACACUGUCCCUGACCCCAUUAUUUGUGCUUUCCCUGACUGUAACUCCUUCAGUCUGAUAAGGCCAUUUGAACUGUAUUUUGAGUAAAAGACAAAGUAAACUUUAAAAUAA
Molecule: messenger RNA, 3356 nt
Organism: Xyrauchen texanus (razorback sucker)
Lineage: Eukaryota; Metazoa; Chordata; Actinopteri; Cypriniformes; Catostomidae
Gene: socs7
Product: suppressor of cytokine signaling 7
Exons: 10
Coding region: 342-2819 (825 amino acids)
Biological process (GO): intracellular signal transduction; phosphatidylinositol phosphate biosynthetic process
Cellular component (GO): phosphatidylinositol 3-kinase complex
Molecular function (GO): 1-phosphatidylinositol-3-kinase regulator activity
Source: RefSeq, a predicted model, not a curated record